UUCCGGUUCGGUGAGGGCUUGGGCCGGCCUGGCGAGGCUGAGGGACCGCGCUGAGCACACGGUCACAUCCAAGCCACUGGCAAGUCUGUUGGUUUUAUCUCCAAAAUAUAUCUUGACUCUUCAUCUUUGCCACCAUCCUGAGCCUCUCCUGCUUGGACCACUACCCUCAGUCUUCUGGGAGGGGUGUGAAGAUGCUUAAGGAGCGUCCAGGGAUGGCAGAAGACCCUCAGCAGCAGAUAGGUGUUCCUGUGGUAAAGCUGGAGAAAGAGUUGCCAUGGGGCAGGGGAAGGGAGGACCCUAGUCCUGAAACUUUUCGACUGAGGUUUCGACAGUUCCGCUACCAGGAGGCGGCUGGUCCCCAGGAAGCCCUCAGGGAACUCCAGGAACUCUGUCGUCAGUGGCUGAGGCCUGAGCUGCACACCAAGGAGCAGAUCUUGGAGCUGCUGGUGCUGGAGCAGUUCCUAACCAUCCUGCCACGGGAGUUCUAUGCCUGGAUUCGGGAGCACGGCCUGGAGAGUGGCAAGGCUCUUGUGGCCAUGGUGGAGGACUUCACAGAGAGAACAUUGGAGGCCAAGGCGGUUCCAUGCCACGUGCAGGGAGAGCAGCAGGAGACAGCACUUGGCAGAGGCCCUUGGGAACCAGGUGUUCACCUGGGGCCGGUGGAGGUCAAGCCUGAGUGGGGGAUGACCCAUGGUGAAGGAGUUCAAGGCCUAAACCAAGGCACCGAGGAGCAACUCAGUCAGGACCCUGGAGCUGGGACGCAAGCCUUCCAGGAGCAGGCUCUGCCAGUUCUUCAGGCUGGUCCUGGCCUCCCUCCAGUGAACAGCAGAGACCAAGAGAUGGCAGCUGGGUUCCUUACAGCUGGACCCCAGGGGUUAGGGUCAUUUAAAGAUAUGGCCCUAGCCUUCCCUGAGGAGGAGUGGAGGCAUGUGACCCCAGCCCAGAUAGAUUGCUUUGGGGAAUACGUAGAACCCCAGGACUGUGGAGUCUCAGCUCCAGGCAUUGGGAGCAAGGAAAAGGAGGCUAAAACCCAGCAGGUAGACCUCAAGGGGGCACUUGCUCGGGUGACGUCAGAGAGGUUUGGGGAAGCCACGCUUCAGAGUCCUGAACUUGGAAGAACCUGUGAGCAGGAGCCCAGUAGCUCUGUGGGAAACAUACCAGGGCCACCGCCUCCUCAGCAUGGUGUCAUACCCCUGCCUGAUGACCUCAAGACCCACAGCUCCUUCUGGAAGCCUUUUCAGUGCCCUGAGUGUGGAAAAGGUUUCAGUCGGAGUUCAAAUCUUGUCAGACACCAGCGAACCCACGAAGAAGAGAAAUCCUAUGGGUGUGUCGAGUGUGGGAAGGGAUUCACCUUGAGAGAGUACCUCAUGAAGCACCAGAGAACACACCUGGGAAAGAGACCCUAUGUGUGCAGUGAGUGCUGGAAAACCUUCAGUCAGAGGCACCAUCUUGAGGUCCACCAGAGGAGUCACACGGGGGAGAAGCCCUACAAGUGUGGUGACUGCUGGAAAAGCUUCAGCCGGAGGCAGCAUCUGCAGGUGCAUCGGAGAACUCACACGGGGGAAAAGCCCUACACCUGUGAGUGCGGCAAGAGCUUCAGCAGGAAUGCAAACCUGGCAGUGCACCGGCGAGCCCACACAGGCGAGAAGCCAUAUGGGUGCCAGGUGUGUGGGAAGCGGUUCAGUAAAGGGGAGCGACUGGUCAGACACCAGAGGAUCCAUACUGGCGAGAAGCCCUACCACUGUCCUGCCUGUGGGAGGAGCUUCAACCAGCGGUCCAUCCUCAAUCGGCACCAGAAAACCCAGCAUCGCCAAGAGACCCUGGCACAGUAAAGAUGCCCUGGUGAAAUGCCAUCCUUUUUUUGUGAAUGGAAGGUGCAGGACCUGUCAGGACCAUCAGCUGGAGGGAGACCUAUUGGGAGGAUGCAUUGGUCUUUAGUCACUGAAGGGCUUUGAGGUGGGCAUUGAAGAGUGAUGGGGUGCAGAAAGGCAUUUUGACCCAUUUUCUUUCCAUUUUUUGUCAAACAGAGGCAGGGCAAGGCCUGAUAUAUUUUGAGUUUCCAGAGCGCAGUUCCUCAUGUCUCUUAUCCAAGUGGUGCGAACAGUUUUUCCUGCCAUCUUUUGGGGAAAUGAUAUCCUGAAUUUCAGAACAUCCUUUGGUGGGAUGUUCAUAUCUGCCUCUCGAGCAAGUCUGAUAGUAAAGGCAAAAUUUUGUCCCACGGUGGCAACUUAAACCUCAUUUUUAUGAGGGCUGUAUCUACCUGCAAGAUCAUUAGUUCAGAUUCUACCUUCCUUUUCCAUUUAACAAAUAUUUAUUGAACAAUUACUUUGUGCCUGAUACUGGGAACAUGGUGAAUGAGACAUAAGAGACCUGGGUCUCCCGGAGCUUGUGAUUUAUAGCAGUGGAAACACACAGAACCAUUAAUAACCCCAGGCAUUCUAAGUUAUGUUUGUGGUAAGAGCUGUGUGAGAGGAUAGUCUUGUGGUGGUCACUCGUUUUGCUCUGCUACUCAGGUGCUGGAUCUUUCCCUCCCCAGUUGGGAUCUCUCAGUCAGCUUUGUUUAUUUUACUUUCUUUGUAACCUUUUUCUGUCUCUAACAUUGUACCCUUAUCUGUAAAGUUUCCCCAUUAUUCCUUGUACCGUAACAGCUAUUUACCCAUCCAUUAGGAAAUUAAUAUUUUGCUAUUGAUCACUGAAUAAACAUGAAAGUAUUUUUAAAAACACUCAGUUCUGUAUAAAGAUCUAAUUAAAUGAAUCUGAAAGAUGAA
Messenger RNA from Nyctereutes procyonoides (raccoon dog), 2768 nucleotides. It is a transcript of the gene ZSCAN25, whose product is annotated as zinc finger and SCAN domain containing 25. Gene Ontology annotation, cellular component: nucleus. The transcript is spliced from 7 exons. The record is from RefSeq and is a predicted model, not a curated record. The coding region runs from base 192 to 1832 and encodes 546 amino acids. Gene Ontology annotation, biological process: regulation of transcription by RNA polymerase II. Lineage: Eukaryota; Metazoa; Chordata; Mammalia; Carnivora; Canidae. Gene Ontology annotation, molecular function: RNA polymerase II cis-regulatory region sequence-specific DNA binding; DNA-binding transcription factor activity, RNA polymerase II-specific.